UACGUAACAAACGGGUGUUCACCUGUAUGUUGCCAAUUCUACUGGCACGUAAGCUAGACACAUUGUAGGCUACAGCUAUGGCUAAACACAUUUUUUAAAAACAUUUAUAAUAACCGGCCUGCAUUGUAUGCCGAUCAUCUAGCCUACAAUGUCGGUCCAACACCCCGAAGGAGAGGACGCGGUCGAAGAAAGAAAAGGAUUCUUCAUCGAACCAGAAUACGACUGGGACGAGGAGCAGGACAAUGUCGACCACCACAAACUUAUUUUACAAAAAGCCGAUGCACUGGCAUCAGAAAACCGUCUCAAAGAAGCCAUCGAUGUUUACUCGAUGGCCUUGAGAUAUGGUUCUGUAGGGCCGGAGCAGAUGAGCACUUUAGUGGAUUGUAUUCUGCGCAACUUCAAGAGAAAGCUGGGACAGGAUGAGGCGCCUUCGGAACGAACGCUACAUAUUAUGGAUAACGCCGGGGAGGAGGAUGUUUUUGACUGCCCGAAUUGUCAUAGAUUUCUAGGCGAGCCCGUGACUAUCCGCUGUGGACAUUCGUACUGUAAAAGAUGUUUACAACAUCAGCUGCUCUCCAAAUGCAAGCUGUGUAGCGAGGUAGGAGGCAGGCCGACAGAGCUUAAAACGAAUGUGAUUCUAUUCGGACUUUUGGAAAAGUGGUUUCCCGAGGAGCUGAAAAGGUCUAGAGCUAUUAGUGAAAUUGAAGACCUGUCUAGAAGGAAACAUUUCGAGGAGGCCGUAUCACUAGCGACAGCUGUGAUUGAAUCUGAUCCUGGGGAUGAGGCAGUGCGGUGGUCACGGGUCAAGGCCUACACCGGGCUCCGGCAGUACCGAUUGGCCCUGGAGGACGCUGAACUUUGUCUUAGCUCCACCCACUCUGCAGAGGGUUUCUACUGGAAGGCCAAGGUGCUCCAGGACAUGGGCCAGGCGGACGACUCGCUGCAGUUUUUCCUCCACUGUCUGGCCCUGGACAAGGACUUCACCCUGGCCAAACGAGAGGUGGAAAUGAUACUGUACGACCUGCUGUCUCCGGCCGGCGAGAACGUGAAAGUGGGACUGAGGGAGACGGCGCAGAGCACAUCGCCUCACCUGCGUAGUAAAAUGGUGGUAGCGGACGCCCAGGCCAGAGCCCAACAGCAUCAGGCCGAAGCCAAAAACCCUGCCCUGCACCAAGUCCAGGCUCGCACCUCCUCGGCACACCCCAACGCACAACACGAGAAACCAGGUCGCUCCGGGAGCCUGGAGCGUUCGGGCCUCAGCUCGAUGCGAGCCCACGGGCCGGGCCUGGGUCUGGCCGGCUUGGAUGAGGGUCUUAAACGUGUCUGUUCCGCGCCCCAGCUGGGGCACCAGGAGAAAGGCAUGCUGCUGAAGAGGAAGCUGUCGGCGUCCGAGGGCGGACCCCAUGUCAUCUACAGCCACGGGAGCAAGCAUAAGAAACAAGGAGUGGCCUGUGGAGCGUCGAGCCACGGAGCCUCAGCCCGAGCUCACAGAGUCGUACCCAGGGACCUACUGGACCCCAACGACCUGGAGUGUUCCCUCUGCAUUAGAUUGUUCUACGAGCCAGUGACCACGCCGUGUGGUCACACCUUCUGUAAAAACUGUCUGGAGCGCUGUCUGGACCACACACCCCAGUGCCCUCUCUGCAAGGAGAGCCUCAAAGAGUAUCUAGCAGCCAGGAAGUACACAGUCACCAGUGUGCUGGACCAAGUGAUUAAGCAGUACCUGUCUGAGGAGCAUUCGGAACGGCAGAAGACUCACCUGGAGGAGACCCAAGAGCUGGCAGACCUGAUGAAGAAUGUCCCCAUCUUCGUGUGCACCAUGGCCUACCCGACCGUGCCUUGCCCCCUGCACGUCUUCGAACCGCGCUACCGCCUCAUGAUCCGCCGUUGCAUGGAGACAGGCACGCGCCAGUUUGGGAUGUGCAUCAACAACGCUCAGAAAGGAUUUGUGGACUACGGCUGUAUGCUGAUCAUCAGGAGCGUCCACUUCCUCCCAGACGGGCGUUCCGUGGUGGACACCAUCGGAGGGAAGAGGUUCCGAGUGCUGACCCGUGGGAUGAAGGAUGGGUACUGCAUCGCAGACAUCAAGUACCUGGAGGAUACCAGGGUGAGUGACGGCGAGGAGUUGACACAGCUGCAGCAGCUGCACGACGCCGUUUACGAACAAGCGCGCACCUGGUUCCAGAACCUCAAGAACCGCUUCCGCAACCAGAUCCUUCAGCAUUUUGGCGCCAUGCCCGAGAGGGAGCCCGACAUCCAGGCAACUCCCAAUGGUCCGGCUUGCUGCUGGUGGCUGCUGGCCGUGCUGCCCAUCGACCCUCGCUACCAGCUGUCGGUGCUCUCCAUGACCACGCUGCGCGAACGCCUGGUCAAGAUCCAGCACAUCCUCUCCUACCUGCAGAGCAUCCCCAACGAGUAGAAGAGUAGAGUUCCACCCUACCACAACUACUUCCUACUCCCUGGUCCAGGCACCAUGUACCUCCAUACCACAUCAAACAACACAGACUCAUACGACUCCAUACAUCGGAUUUCACUCUUUAUUACUGCUGAGGCAUCCGCCACAAGACAACCGUGAGACAUCUGGACAGUGAAACAUCAAUGAGACCUCUCCCUGAGAAGACAGAAUCACACAACACUUCUGAGACACCAGCAAGAUCCCAGUCACAUAAGCAGCUAGCUUUAGCAGCACGACAGCUACCACACACCAGCUAGCUACAUCGGCGAGAAGCCACAGACUGCUGAGAAAUCAGCCGAAUUCUAAGAACUGGUCUUAUCUCUUGUAAUGAUGCUUUCUCUUUUGGUCUCUCUCUCUCCACCAUCCAGGGGCGAUCUUGUUUCUUUGGUUUUUGGUAGGCUGAAAUAGAUGUCUCUCUCUCUCUCUCUCUCUCUCUGAUGUUGUUGAAACAAAAAGGCCUUUCUUUCUAUACUCAACGCUGGCCUCAACAGUGACACCAGCCACCCUCAACACCUGCCACUGUCAGCUUGGUUACUAGAGCGAGAAAGAAAGAGAGAGAGAGAGAUUGGUGAAGAGAUGUCUCCGUUGCAUUGUCUACUCAAGACUACCCAAGCAGCCUCACUUUCUCUAUUCGGUCACUGUUGAUGGUAGAAGGGAGGGGGCGGGUGUAUGUGUGUUUUGUUUCUAUGGGUUGGCGGUGCUUUGGUGCAAAUUCUAAAUGCUGAAAUUGAGACCGAGAGAGGAAGGGGCUGGGUGGAGGGGGUGGAUGAAUUGUAGAAGGUUGGUGGUAACAAAUGGAGAGAGGGGGUACUAGAAUUGUUUGUGUAUUACAAAGCCCAGCAAGUGGGAUGGUGCAGCCUUACGACGACACUGAAAACAAAAAUGUGUGAAUCUUACUCUUCCGAGCAUUAAGCCCCUCUGUCACUUCUCUAUGUCUACUAAACGCACAACUUCCUUCACCGCUUCCACCUAGUGGUGGUGGACCCUGAUGAAAAAGAGAGGUUCCCCAUUUUUUAUUAAUGUCUCCCAAUUUUUUUGUUUUCUUCAAAGACUUCAGAAAGAAAACCCUCGUGGCAGCCAUUUUGUCCAGUCUGUAGUAUAGCUACAGAUGUGGGACUCUGGUGUCGCAACGCUCCCAACUUCUGUGCUCUUAACUGUUUUUUUUCUCAGCUAAAAACAAGGCACAACUCUAAAAAAUCCAGACUUCCAAAAUACGUUACUCUGUGGUUUUGGUUUUGUUGUUGUUUCUCAGUGGAUACGGAACCUCUUCAAUCCCGAUAGCUUAGGAAGCGUUGUUGAUUUUGCAUUGGGGAUGUUUCCCAUUCCGAGUUAUCGAUUCUUGAGAGAAACCUCAAAAGUCAUCCAUGUGACUCGAGUGUUGUAUUUUCUGUCUCUCUUCUAAGCCAAAAGUUCCAACUUCCUGUUUAAAUCCAAUGUAAUUUUUAAGGAGAGAUAUAUAUUUUGACAGUAUGUUUGUAUGUACAAAAUCAAAAAAGGGGAACUUGCAAUAUUUUGACACAGUGAAAAGGAGAAAGUAACAAAACUAUACAAUGAUCUGCGUUCAGCACUGCAAGGGUUAUAGGUCACUUUGUUGUCCAGUAGCAGUCGGCCUGCCUUUUGUUGGAAAAAUGACUAAUAUAGGUGAAUAUAUCUGGGGUGGUCGAUUUCGCAGACUAAUUUUUGCCUUAUACCAUUUUAGCAUUUGGCUUUGAACGGCACAAUGCGACGGCUUGGUUAGCAUUCCUGUUGCAGUACUAGUAAUUAUGAUAUUUGUGUUAAUUAUUUUGUCUUUUCUUCAGCCGCCUCAUGGCUCGAAUCGUUCACAGUGUGUAUAAUGUAUGUCAAGUCGCGGCUUUGUUUCGCCUAAAUCAUUUUGUUUUUGGACAGAUCAUGCUUUUUCCUCAAAUGUUUAAGUUAUCAAUUUUCAAUAAUAAAUGAACUCAUUUUUUUCAA
Coregonus clupeaformis (lake whitefish) is the source of this 4408-nucleotide messenger RNA. Its product is annotated as LON peptidase N-terminal domain and RING finger protein 1. Bases 149 to 2419 code for a protein of 756 amino acids. The transcript is spliced from 11 exons. Gene Ontology annotation, molecular function: protein binding. NCBI's taxonomy places the organism in Eukaryota, Metazoa, Chordata, Actinopteri, Salmoniformes, Salmonidae. The record is from RefSeq and is a predicted model, not a curated record.